Molecule: messenger RNA, 1575 nt
Organism: Aspergillus nomiae NRRL 13137
Lineage: Eukaryota; Fungi; Ascomycota; Eurotiomycetes; Eurotiales; Aspergillaceae
Product: survival factor 1 family protein
Exons: 5
Coding region: 1-1197 (398 amino acids)
Biological process (GO): response to oxidative stress
Cellular component (GO): cytoplasm
Source: RefSeq, a predicted model, not a curated record
AUGAACUGGCUCAAAUCAACGUACGCAUUUCCUCUCAUUUUCCACCCCGCCUCGCGAGUGUUGCGGGUACGCAGGAGCCGAUCUAUGGCCCUGAGGCGAUUCGAUCUGUUGCUCAACAAGAAGUCCCUUACACUGUACUCUCGAAGGAGGACCUGCGUUGCGCGCCUACCAAUACACCAAUGUCGAGACCAAGACCUUCUAUAUCAUGGCCGACAAUGGCACCUUAGUUUUUGUGCAGAUCAUCUACAGCAACAUUGUCCGUUUCUGUUUUCUCUAACCUCUCCUGGUUGUUAUAGUGGCAUUCACACCACCGCCCAGUUCAACGCGAAGAUCUUCAACCUUACUGGAGAUGCCGCCCACAAGUGGUACUCGGAUCCCUUGUACAACUUUAUGUUCGAUGAGAGCAUGCUUUCCUUUGGAGCCGAUAACCUCUCUUUAGCGCUCAAUGAGGAAGGAGAUGCAUACACACUGAAGUCCGCCGUGAACGAAGACUGUCUGGUGAACAUCACCUUCAAGCGUUCUUCCCCCGGUUUCGUCAUUGGAAAGGAUGGCACUUCCUACUUCGGUACAGAUGCACAGAACCCCUGGGGUUCGAUGAGCCAUGCAUUCUGGCCCCGUUGUGGUGUUGAAGGAACGAUCACCACCAAGGAGCAAACUUACGACCUCAAAGGCCGCGGCAUGUUCAUCCAUGGCCUUCAAGGCAUGAAGCCGCAUCAUGCUGCUGCGCGGUGGAACUUCGUCAAUUUCCAGACUCCUACAUACACUGCCGUCAUGAUGGAGUUUACAACGCCCCCCUCUUACGGAUCGACCGUGGUGAACGUUGGCGGAAUUGUUAAAGACGGAGAGAUUGUUUACGCCGGUGUAACUAACUCGGCUACCCAUACUGAGACAGCCCAGGACCAGGAUAGCGACUGGCCCGAGCCGAAAUCCAUCAAGUGGGUUUGGGAUGGCAAGUCGCAAGAUGAUAAGGCUGUCCAUGCGGAGGUCGAUGGUGCACUCGGGCGGAGAUUGGACCGCAUUGACGUUAUGGCGGAGGUGCCAGGCUUCAUCAAGACUAUUGCCGGUAGCGUCGCUGGCACACGGCCCUACAUCUUCCAGUUCGCUCCCCAAGAGAAGCUCACACUGAAAUUGAAGAUCGGAGAUGAAGAAGUCUCCGAGGAGGGUGUCAUGUUCUCCGAGUCGACGUUCAUCUCGUGAAUGACGCUACGUACAUAGAUCAUUGUUUUCUGGGUCUUGUCCAUGGCGUUUUGAGUGUUAAUCGUGGAUUCUCCUAAUUGUCGCUGCUGAUAUGCAGUCGAAAACCCAACUCCUAAUGUUUCAAAAACAUCAUAUAAGAAUCUUUAAUGAUCUACAUAAAUCUGUAUCUUCCUAUCAAUGUCACAUAUUGGGCGAGCAUCUGAAACUCAUGCCUCCGCUUCUUGCGGUUUCAAAAAGGGACUUCUUAACUAGGAGUUUGACCGGGAUCUGGAGCAGGUAACUGGUGUUCCUCUAGCCUUGGGAUUUGCCUCUCCAGGUAUAGCAACACAGCAGAUCAUCCGAUGGUCGAGAUCACUUGUUCAUUCCAAUCUCCUCGGC